ACUCAAUCACAUGUAAACAAGCCAACAAAUCCAAGUACCAGUACAAAAAGAAACCAGCGACGUGUGUCCUAGAUAUAAGCAGAAUUAUAUAACACGGCACAAUAUUCAAUCAAACCAUGACUUGGAAUUCAAGUCAUUUAGUAGUUAGUAAAUGCAAUAUCAAUAUCAACUAAUUUAAAUCACAUCAACCUUAACUUAGAUUAAGAUUACACAAUAGACAGAGAGAAUAUAAACUUUGAAAGAAAUUGAUAAUAUAAUAAAUUAGAAAAAACCAUACCAAUAUUGGUGUAGUGGAAACAUCCACUUUUUCUUCUCAUUCUAAUUCCUUUCUCUUCUCUUCACUCCACUCCACUACAAAGCUUCUUCAUUUCUCAACACUUUCCUCUCAUCUCACCAUUCACAAUGACCGAACCAACUUCCAAACCUGCAAUUAACGGUGCCGCCACAACUAACGGAAAUGGAAAUGGAAAUGGAAAUCCACUUCCCGUUAAAGCUCAGCUUUACAAUCCAAACCGUCAAGUUUACCGUCCUCAAUCACAAUACAACCGUCGCCGUCGAUCUAACCGUAGCCUCUGCUGUUGCUGCUGUUUCUGGACAAUCCUCACAGUUCUCGCCGCCGCACUACUCGUUGCUAUUGUCGGUGCUGCACUCUACGUACUCUACCAUCCUCACCAACCAGAAUUCUCGAUCACUAACCUCCGCAUUGCGAAGAUGAAUCUCAAAACCUCAACAGAUUCACCUUCGCAUCUCACCACACUCUUCAACCUCACGCUCAUCGCUAAGAACCCUAACAACCACCUCGUUUUCUUCUACGAGCCUUUCAUUGUUACUGCUUUCUCCGAUUCGGUUCAAAUCGGGAACGGAUCGUUGCCGGCGUUUGAUUCCGGGAAGAACAAUCAGACGAGUCUCCGGUCGGUGCUGUCGGAUUCUCAAGAUCUGGAUACGGAUUCGUUGACUAGUUUGAGAUCGGGUUUGAAGAAGAAGAAAGGCUUUCCGGUGGUGAUUCAGAUGGAUACGAAGGUGAAGAUGAAGAUGGAAUGGUUGAAGAGUAAGAAGGUUGGGAUUAGAGUGACGUGUGAAGGAAUUAGAGGAACUGUUCCCGCCGGAAAAUCACCGGCGGUGGCGUCUGUUAUCAACUCGGAAUGUAAGGUGGAUCUUCGAAUCAAGAUCUGGAAAUUCUCCUUUUAGUUCUGUGAGUGAUGUUAUUAUCAUCUUUGAUUAUUAUUAUUAUUGCGGAUUAUUUGUUAAUCAAUACUAAUAAUCAAUCCAAUCAUCAAAUUUCUUUUUUUCUUUUUUUUUUAUAUUUUAUAUUUCAUUCUUUUUUGGUUUCAUAAUUGCUUUUUAUGGAAUGGAUUGAUUAUGGUUAUCAUGAAAAUGUGUUGAGAAGGUCAAAUCUGUAAGGGAAAAAGAAUUGAUUUGAGUUUUUUUCUUCUCUUCUUUUUCUUCGGAUUAUUGUAACUUGUAAUCUUUGUUUUAAUAGUAAUGCAAUUGCAAAUUAUAAUGUCUUAA
Messenger RNA from Lathyrus oleraceus (garden pea), 1509 nucleotides. Its product is annotated as NDR1/HIN1-like protein 6. Gene Ontology annotation, cellular component: plasma membrane. Bases 403 to 1188 code for a protein of 261 amino acids. The record is from RefSeq and is a predicted model, not a curated record. The transcript has a single exon. NCBI's taxonomy places the organism in Eukaryota, Viridiplantae, Streptophyta, Magnoliopsida, Fabales, Fabaceae. Gene Ontology annotation, biological process: defense response to other organism.